GAUCUCUUAAUGGCAAAUCAACAAGAAGAUGAGGCCUUCAACAAACCCGCGCAGGAGGAGGGAACUCUUGGAGCCCACACAACAGGAAAUGGCGAUUUCCCCAUUACUACUCUCUGUACCGUAUGCGGACGACCGGCCCGCUACAUGUGUUCCCUUUGUGGUGCCCAAGCCCAGGUGUACUACUGCGACCCUUCUUGUCAGACCUUUGACUGGAACUCUGGGCACAAAGCUGUCUGCGCAGGAAUGCAUAACAAUGGAGCGGCAGCCGUGCGCGAGACCACGUUGCCCAAUACCUCACCGGCUGUAUCGUCGGCAGUCUCUCUCGCGAAUGCCUCCUCUAUGGCGUCGCUGGAUAACACAGGCCGGGGAAGAGUACGACAGAGAAGAAGAAGAGUGCGUGGAAGAGGGAACGUGGCCCAAGUGAUCAAUGCUGAAACACACUUUAUUGAUCGAAUAAAAGGCUUCUUCUCGAGAGGUUCUUCUCAACAUCAAUCUACACACUCGAUUCAGUCGAUACCACCAACAAUACCAACCCCCACAACGCUUCGCACCCCCGACUCGCACAUUGUGGUACCCCCACGAACUUCAUCAUCCGUAGAAAAUCAAGAGCAUCCUAUCAUGGAACCACUAACCGAAGAGGAAAAACUAGAAGAUUUGAAGUUUUACAUGGAGCAAGUUUAUCUCAUCAUCAAGCCCGUCUUAUGCUGCAUCGCCCUUUCAAUUCUAUGGGUGAAGCUUACAACGGAAUCGAGUCCUAAUUUUAGUACUGGAAUUGGCGAAACGGCAGCGCCUCCUAGCACUGUCGGAAGCACAUUUGGCUCUGACGACAAAGGAAAUACCAGCGCCUUCAUUAAUGCACUGAUUAUUUUGGGUCAAAUCGUCGGUGCAACCAUCGUGGUAGUUGUACUAUUUUAUUUCAAUUGCAUGAAGAUCCUCUUUGGAUUUUUCAUACUGGUGGUUACGGCACUAUUAGGCACUUUUGGCUGGACCCUCGGAUCCGAGCUAUUGAUUAGCCAUAAUCUCGCUCUCGAUCAAGUCACAUUUUGGUUUUUUAUAUGGAAUAUGACGGCCGUUGGAGUUUUGAUGAUUUUUUACAAGGGACCUUUGUUUCUUCAGCAAGUUUACUUAGUUUUGAUGAGUAGUAUGAUGGCGUAUACCUUAACGAAACUACCGGCACUCACAGCUUGGAUAUUGUUGGCACUGUUGGCCGUGUGGGAUUUAAUUGCGGUCUUGUGUCCCUUUGGUCCCCUUCGCAUUCUUGUCGAAACCUCACAAAAUGAAGAGCGCGAGAUUCCGGCACUAUUAUAUACUGUGAUGGUAUGGAUGAUGGCUACUCCAGGGGAGCCGCCAUCGUCAACUCGUGACCAAUCCCGAGUUAGCGACCCGGCCAUCAUCGCGCCUGCACCCGCAUAUACACCCAACGCUCGAUGGUCACGAGGAGUAGAAAGUGCGGUGUCGUCGUGGACCCCACUCAGUGAAUACGGGGAUGAACGACAUUUGACAGAUUCCUCAGGUCAAGAUGUCGAGCUGGAUGUUCGUAACUCUACCGGGACGGAGAUGAUAGGGGUGAAUAAUGAGGUUGCUAGGGGACAUCAAGGCAAUACGCCCAUGCCACCGACGAUUCCAGCAGCGCUACCAUCACAAGGAUGCAGGGUGACAGAUGGAGAGAGCAGAGCGCCGAACGACUCGGAGGAGGAGGAGGAAGAGGCGGCGAGAGGGGGACUGAAACUCGGACUGGGCGAUUUUGUGUUUUAUAGUGUCUUGGUCGCUAGAGCAGCGCUAUUUGACUGGAUAACGACUGUAACUUGUACAGUCGCAGUCCUGACUGGGCUAAACAUGACCAUCUUUCUUCUGGCCCUGUACCAAAAGGCUUUGCCAGCGCUCCCAAUCAGUAUCGCAUUCGGUAUCCUCUUCUACUUUGUCAGCUCUGUCACCCUGACACCCUUUACGAAUGAGCUGGUUCGGAGGCAGGACAAGAUCUUCAUUGAAGGAGCUGAUACAUGGCUUUGGGUCGGUAAAAAUGGGGGCGGCGGGAUGAUCUAUGUAUGAUAGCACUAUUUUUGGAGCGUAUUUGAUGUUUCUUUGUUCUAUUCCCUGUCGAUACACGACGGGGAUACUUUCUGUACCAUAUGGCAAUACGUAAUUUUAUAUAUCGAGGCUCGGCCCAAACCUCAC
Molecule: messenger RNA, 2175 nt
Organism: Spizellomyces punctatus DAOM BR117
Lineage: Eukaryota; Fungi; Chytridiomycota; Chytridiomycetes; Spizellomycetales; Spizellomycetaceae
Exons: 9
Coding region: 10-2049 (679 amino acids)
Biological process (GO): protein processing
Cellular component (GO): nucleus; membrane
Molecular function (GO): aspartic endopeptidase activity, intramembrane cleaving
Source: RefSeq, a predicted model, not a curated record